This is a messenger RNA of Cinara cedri, 19547 nucleotides long. The record is from the annotation of a GenBank genome assembly. NCBI's taxonomy places the organism in Eukaryota, Metazoa, Arthropoda, Insecta, Hemiptera, Aphididae.
GGUGAAUUCAAUAUUCUUCUGACUAAUAUUAUUUAUUGAGACAUAUUAAUGAACAUAUUACUAACCUAUCUUUAGUACAAUAUUAUAUUACCCAUGGCAAUAUUUUAUUUAACAAUACUGUAUUUUUUCCUCCAUGACGGAAGAAGUUUCAUCUGUCUCUCUUACUCAAUGAUGAAACUGGUUUUCUCUCUCAACGUGAAGUCCAUAAUAAUAUCUUCAUGUCAACUAUUAUGUCAUCAAACAACCAUUUAUACAGCCAACGGGAGCUCUUUAUUUUGUAAACACCAACAAAUAAUCAAUAAAAAUCGUUAUCAUUAUUUUAUUUUGUGUUUACACUUGGCUGCAGCUUCAACUAUGAUGUGUUUGGUUUUUUGCCCGUUUCUAGCGAAUUGAAAAUAAGGGUUAACUUUCAAUUUAGGUUUAUAAAUUUGUUUAUAUUACUCUUCAUUAAAUGUAUUAUUGUUCAUAACUCGUUAACAUUUGGUUUAUUUUGACAAGUAAGUACAAAUCUGCUUUAUACAAAUCAAAUAAUGUACAUGAAUGUUUUUUUUUUCAUAUAGUUGUAUGGGAUGGUUUAUUUUUAUAGGAACCAUCAUAAAAAAUAUUAAACUUUAAAAACAAUGAAUCGACGGCGAAGAGCAUCAUCAAUUGCUAGUCGUGCAACUGAUGACGAAGUUGAAAGUUCACCAGUUGAACAAAUGCGCAAAAAAAGACGAAUGGAUCCGGUAUAUGUAAUUUUGAAUAGCAAUUUUUAUAUUAUACAAAAUAUAUUAUUUUACAAAUGUGUUUGCAAAGUAAUAAUAUUGUGUAUAUCUGGACUUGAGUUAGAUCAAGAACCAAUUGUUUGCUGUUAUAUUUUAAAGAUUUUAACCAAUCAAUAAUUUUUUACGGAUGAAUUUAAGGUCUAAUAUAAUAAUUGUAUUAAGUGCAAAUUAAUAAAUAAUCAUUGAAUUAUCUGUGGCUUCGAUCUUACAAUCCGGUUCUGUAUAAUAUACACGUUGAGUAAAUUAUGAACAAUAUUAACUAUGUAAUCUAUUUCUUAAAAUGCAUUUUCUUUAUUGUUGUAAUUUGUUGAUUAGUUCGCAGACAUAUUUGACUCUUCUCUAUUAUCUGUUUUCAUCAUUAUUUGAAUAUAUAAGCCACAUCCUCGGUUCUUUAUUAAUUGUUGAAUGUAUACUAGUCUUCCCCUGUGGUUCUUCUUUUCUAUGAUCCCUUUUAAAAUUAGUUUUAACAAUCCUUUCUGUUGAAUUAUAUAGCCUAUCCAUUAAUUUUGCUUUUUAAUUAUAUUUUUCCGAAAUUUAUUUUAUUAUUAUCAAAUAAAUAUAUUGAUUAGGUUUCAAUGUUUGGGUUGAAAUUAAACAAAAGUAUAAAUACAUAUAAUAAGGAUUCAUGAAUAAUGUUAGUAAUGAAAUUGUUUAUUUUUAUUUAUAUUGACCUUAUUACUGAUUAUAAAGUAAACCUUUUCACUGAAAAAUAUCAAAUGGGUCUUUUUCAGUAUUGAGUAAUUUCUAGUGAUUAAAUUUGUAAUAAUUAAUAACAAUAGUAUAAAAUAAUAAACAUAAUUGUGUUAGGCUGGAGAGUAGUAAAAAUAACCGAAAAUAACUUACCAUGAAAUUAACUACAGUUAAACACAAUAUAUAGUUAAUAGUUUUAGUAAUAUAAUUUUUGCUUAAAAUUUAUUUUUAAUUAUUAUAAUUAUAAUUAGGUGGAUAUAGUUCAAUCAGUAUAUGAUACAAUACGAAAUUUAAAAAAAGAAGAUGGUACAUUAUUAUGUGACAGUUUUAUAAGAGCACCAAAGAGAAGACAAGAACCAACAUAUUAUGAUGUAAAUUAUUUAUUAUACUUUUUUUUUUAAAUUAUAAUAAUAAUUCAAUAAAUUAAUGCAUUUUUCAGGUGGUUUCUAAUCCCAUAGAUAUGAUAAAAAUUCAACAAAAAAUAAAAACUGAUGAAUAUGAUGAUGUUGAUGAUUUACAAGCUGAUUUAGAACUACUAACAAAUAAUGCCAAGUCAUUUUAUAAGGUAAAUUAUUAAUUUUGAUUAUGUUUAAAUAGUUAUUUCAGAAAAAUUAAACUUUUUUAAGUAUUCAUAGAUUUUAUUUAAAUUUAUAUAUAUAUAUUGUAACAUAUUUUUAUGGUUAAUGUUGUUAUAUUUAUACAUUAUUUGAUUUUGUGUUGUUAAUUUUAAUAUUAGAAUGUAUUGGCUUAUUAUCAAACUUAAAAAUAAGAGAAUUAAUUAAUUAAUUAAUAAUUAUUAAUUAAUAAUAAAAUAUUUAAUUUUUAGUCAUUGAUAUUGUUUUUCUACAAUUAUAUUUGGCCCAACUUUUAUGUACAAUAUACUUAUAAUACAUUAAGGGGAUCCUUUUUUGUCAUGACUACUUACCCUCAACCUGUGCCUCUGAGGUGUUGAAAAAUACCUAAAGAGCAUAGGUUCAUUGUUUUAUAGACUUAACUCAAGAAACAUAAAACAUUUUAAAAGAAGUAUAUCAUUUUAAUUGUAGAACAUAGAACAUUCAAUAAAAAAUAUAUUUAUAUUAUUUUUUAUAAAUUUAUGACUUUCGAAAAAUAUUUUUAAUUUGUUUACCGAAAUUGAUAAUUAAACUAUGCAAAUAUUUUUCCUGAAUCAUUAAAUAUAAAAACAAAUAUUUUAUAAAAUUUAAUUUCCUGAUAAAAUGUAUUUUUGUAAAAAAUUCAUUGAAUUCUCCAUUUCAUUGUUUGAGUCAUGUUUUUUAAAUUUUAAGCUAAAAUUAAUGGUAAUUUGCCAAUACAUAUUAUAUUAGCAUAUUAUUUAUAUAAGCUAUGUGAGGGAAAAAUAUGUUAACUACAACUCAAUUAGAAUAUUUUUUAACACAAUUUUACACACUAGUUAUUUAUAACAAUUAUGAUAAAUUUAAUAUUUUCAGAAAAAUUCUCAAGAGUAUAAAGACGCAGUAGAGUUAUGGGAAGUAUUUUUAAAUACUAAAAAUAACUUAUUGGAAAGAGAAGGAACACCCAAAGAAAAAAUUGUUAUUCGUGUAGGAAAAUUAGUAAGUAAUCACUAUAUUCAUUAUUAUGUUUGAAUUUGGUUGUAUAGAAUAAUUUUAUACUCAGAUAUAUGAUUAUCAGAUAAUGAUGGUUAAUUUAUGCAGUGAAUUCUUUUAAAAUACAAUUUGUAUACUAGAAUCAAAUUUCCAAAUAGUUAUUAGUUUUCCAAGUUCUACUAAAUAGGGUCCAAUAAUAAUACAAAUUGUAAUGUUUUAUUUAUAACUUAACUUUUAGGGGAAAAGAGGAGGUUCAGCAGCUUCAGUGUCAAAGUCUGAACAGACUGAUGAAGAAGAAAGUAAUUCAUCAUUGGCCGGAGGUGAUGAUGAGUUAGCCAUGUGCGAAGAUUUAUUUACUGCUGUAAUGUCUGCUACAGAUAAUGACAAUCGUUUAUUAUCAGAAGCAUUUCAGCUUUUGCCCUCUAAAAAGGUAUUUUUUAAUUGUUCUUUAUUCACUAAAUUUAAUUCAAUUUUUAUUUUUAUAUGUAUUCACCAUGCAAGGCAUUAGUUAAAAUAAAUGGUUAAUAACUUAUAUAUAAACAGUGGUUGUGAAAAAAUUAAUAAAUUUUAAAUAAACUCAUUUUUAUAAAAUUAAGAUUUAAAUGUUGAAAAGAUUGAUUAAGUGGGUGAUUUACCCGUAGGAAGUAUGAUGGUGUGACAGUUAAAAUAGUGAAUGGUUUCUUGUGGUGUAGGAGGUAACACUGAAAUAAAUGAAGUAUAGUAUAUCAGAAGCAUCGAUAGUAAUGAUGGACACAACUGAAUAGUUACUAUUGAACUAUUUAAUACUUCAUUGCAUUUAAACUAUUUGAUAGAUUAAAAACUAUUUUAAUAGUUUAUUUAUAUUUAACCUAGAAAAAACCAUUGAUUGUAUAAACUAUUUGGAAGUGUUUAUCUUCUAUGGAGACUUCAACAUUAAUACAGCAAGAAUCUAAGGUAAAUGUACCAAGGGAGGAACGAAUAAGUGUGUACUCGAGCUAAAGAUGAUUGACUUUUAGCUCAUAGACAGCAAAUAUCAACAAAUUUUCUUUGUACUAGUUACUUAUUGCAUUGUUUGACAUGUAGCUGGUCAUAUGUAAAGUAGAGCUGUUACAGAAGAAUCUUACUCAAAGACAGAACACACUAGGAAGAAAUAUAUGAACAAACUAUUUGAAAUCAUUUAACUAAAGUUGAUAUGACAACAAAGUUUCUGGUGUUUGAGUGUAGGACACACUUUAUAUUUACUUGCAUUUUAUGUUGUAAUAAACACUUCUAGGAGAUAUGUUGUAGAAACUUUUAAGUCCUCAGAUUCAUUCUUUGUUUUCUCUCAUUUGUUCACUCUUGUAAAGCCUUAUACUGUGCUCUUGUUUGUUCAAUUAAGGAAAAUUAAAAUGAAUGGUAUUCUGGCCUCUUUCUUUGGACGCUUGUAGUAGUACUAUCAAAUAUGACCAAAAGAAUUCUCUCUGAUUCGUUGUAUACACUAAGGAAAUCUAAUGUCCUCUGCAUGAACCUGUCAAUUAAUAAUAUCAAUUGUCUUUUCCUCCAAUUAUUAACUUCUUUAUUCCUAUUUCCAAUACACUUUCAAUUAUCCCUUUUAUUAUCUCUUUCUUUUUUAGUCUUUUUCAAACUAUAAUUAAUUCAUCUAUCCUACAAAUUAUGCAGUUAGCUAAUGUCAAUGUUGCUAAUCCUCCUAGAUUAAGUGUAUUUAUUGAUAUUAGUUAAGUCUUGAAUUAAUUAUGCAAUUAUAUCAUGGGUUCAUCCCGUAUUUAUAAAAAUAAAAUAAAAUGGUUAAAUAUUUAACAAAAAAAGGAAGUCAAUUAUUGUUCAACCUAAUUAUAAAAAAUAUUGGUGAAUAAUAAUAACAUAUUUUAUUAUUAAUAGUUACCUUUUUAGACUAUGAAUAAGUUACAAAUAGUGUGUGAUCAAAUGAAAUUGAAUUCUUAGUAGGCCACACAUUAGUUUAAUUUAAACAUUAUUAUUUUUUAUUUUUUUGAAUUUCCAGCUUUAUCCAAAUUAUUAUGAAGUUAUUGAAAAUCCAAUCGAUUUACGAUCUAUUGCUCGUAAAAUACAAGAUGGAAAGUAUACAAAUUUAGCUGAAAUGGAGCGAGAACUGUUAAUAAUGACAAAAAAUGCAUGUUUAUUUAAUGAACCUGGAUCACAAAUAUAUAAAGAUGCCAGAACUUUAAAAAAAAUUAUUACUAGUAAAAAAAUAGAAGUUGAUCAUGGAAAAUAUGCACCAAGCAAAAGUAGUGAAAGAAUAAGGUAAAUUUGUUUAUAAAUAAAAUUUACUCUUAUUAUAAUAUUUGAUUGAGUUUAUUGAGAGAGAAUGAUUCAUUUAUAUGUGUACAUAUUUCAAAAUAUAAUAACUUUUUUUUUUUUAUAAUUGCAUGCAUCAAGUAGUUCUAAAAUAUUACAUUAUUAUUGAGUUUUGUCACCCUUAUUUUCAGGAAUUAAAUCACUAUUAACUUGAUUUUCAAAUGGCAAUAUGUCAUAAAAAUAUUAUAAAUACAUAAUGUUUUAGUUAAAAUACAUUUUGAUUUUAAAAAUUUUAAUUUCCGUUAACCUAUUGAAAAGAUAAUUCACUUUUAAGUUUGAGUAGGGCGAGACUAGUGAAGCAUCAUUUAUGUAAUGGUAAAGCACGCAGAGUUUGAAUAAUGCUCCACUACUCUUUCCCUUCUUAAACUUAAAAGUGGAAUAUCAUGUCAAUGAGUUAAAGGGAAUUAAAAAUGUCAACAUCAAAAUGUAUUAAAUUUUAAACUAAAAUUUUAUUUAUGACAUUACAAUUAAUAUUGUCCUUUGAAAAUUAAAAGUAGCUGUUUAAACCCUAUGCAUAAGAUACAUAAAAUUAAAACUGGAUUUUAGAAAAGUAUAUAACUAAAAUUGCUGAAGAAAAAUUUGUUUGAAAAGUCUACUCUUUGAAAUAUCAAGUAUAGGACACUUAAAUGGAUAAUCUUGUGUGUAUAUAAUAUAUACUGUAUUUAUAUUGUAAUUAUUAUAAAAAAAAUGAUAUAUCAUUUUUAAUGAUUGAAUUUAUUAUUAAUAAAUAUUAAAUUGUUUUCCAUUAAGGGCUAAACGUAUGAGAGGUAGUCAAACAUCAAUGUCUGCUGUAACAGCUGCAUUACAAUCUGAAGAAGAAGAGGAUUCAGAUUUAGAUGAAGAUACUGUUACUGAUAGUCAAAGUAGUACGGAUGGUCCAGAUAAUCCUAGGUGGCAGUUGUAUAAUGCUGUGCGAUCUGCAACUGGAAUUGGAGGUAAACAUUUUGAUAUCUAAAUAUUUAUCUUUAACUAAUAAAUUUUUAAAUAUAAUUAUUAAUUUAGGAAGCCUGCUAAGUGAUUCAUUUUGGAGAUUACCUUCCAGGCGGUACUAUUCUAAUUAUUAUCGUGAAAUUCGUAAUCCACUUUCAUUAAUGCAAAUUGGAAAAAAAUUAAAGGUGAGUUUUAGGAUAUUGAUUUUAAACUUAAAAUAAAUUUUAUUUUAUGUUUAGAAUGGUGAUUAUGGUACAGUCAGUGAAGUGGCAGGCGAUAUGAAUAUUAUGUUAGAAAAUGCAAAAAAAUAUUUCAGUUCUGAUACAAAACCCUAUAAAGUAAUUAGUAUUUGCACUUAUUAACAUAAAAUAAAAUAAAUUUAAUUUUUUGUCAACAUUUGUAUGGUCUACUAUUGUGGUUAAAAUUAUUGAGAUUCUAUAGAAAGAAAAAUUAAUAUGUUAAUUUUCAAAAUUAUAAUUGUUGUUAACAUUUUUAAUUUUAAUCUUAUAAGGAUGCAGUAAAAUUACAAAAAAUUAUGCAGACUAAGGCUCAAGAACUGUUAGAUUUAGGACAUCAAGUAUGUAUUUGUAAAAUAUAUUUUGUGGUCAAUAAAUUGUUCAUUAAACUUUUAUUUAUCUCUCUCCAGUAUUCUGAUAGUGAAGAUGAUUCUGCAGAUGACGAAUUGCAGUCAACAUCUAGAGUAUCUAAGAAAUUUGUUCGAUCACCACGUUGUCUCACUCGUGGAAAAUACUUGAAUAAUAUACCUCUCAAGAGACGAUUGUAUGCUUUAUGCAAAUGUUUAAUGGAUUAUACGGUAAAAUAUUUAUUGAGUAAAUUUAAAAUUGAAACAUAUAUUUGUGUGCAGUUUAUAACUUUAUUAUCAAUUUUUUUUCUAAUAGACUGAACAUGGGCGUGUACCCAUGUUAAUGUUUAUGGAAAGGCCAUCUAAAAAAUUGUAUCCAGAUUAUUACAAAGUUAUAGCUGAACCAAUUGAUAUGCUUACAAUUGAAGAGAAAAUUAAACAAGAAAAGUACAAAAGUGAAGAUGAAAUAUUACAAGAUUUUAAAGUAAUCCUUUGAAAUCGUAUUAAAAUUCAAUAUUAUAAUUUAAAUUUUUUUAUUUAUAUUUAAUAGUUUAAAAUAUUUUCAUGUAAAUUACUUAAUAUACACAUGUACCACAAUAACAUAUAAACAUCAAUUGUUUUAGUUGAUGUUUGACAAUUGUCGUCAAUUUAAUGAAGACGGAUCACUGAUUUAUGAGGAUGCAAAUACCUUAGAAAAAGUAUUAUUGGAUCGAUCAAAAGAAUUGGGCCCUGUACUAAGUAAAAAUAAUAAAACGUAAGUUAUUAGUUUAAAAUAUAAAAUGGUAUUUACUAUUUAUUCAUUGAUUGACCUAGAUUUUUCCAUUCAAUUUACAUGUUUGUUACUUAAAGUCAUAACCUCGAAGAUAAAAAUAAGUUAAAUUUGUUUAAUAGAUAUUUCAUAGUUGACAAAAUAAGAUCAAAUAGAUUGAUAGUAAGGGCAUGUUAUGAGUAAGAGGAAUCAAAAACUUUAAAAAUUGUAUUAGAAAUAAAUUUAGGAGGAAAGAGAGAGAGAGGAAAAUUGAUAAAGACUUGAAUGCAGUUGAGAAUGAUAUGAGGAUGAAGGGUAUAUAUGAGGAUGAUUUGGAGGAUUGGGUCAAGUGGAAGUUUAGGACGAGAGUGCCCGACCCCAAAUAGUUGGCAAAGUAGAAGAAGAACGAAUAUUUUAUAUUUUUUAUAAUAAAUAAUAUUACCUUGUCAUUACAACAUAUUAAAAUGUCGAUUAUUACCCUAUUAAGGACAAAGAUACUAUUGUACAUGACAAAAUAAACAGAUAUGACAGCAAUUUCACGGUUAACAACAGAUUCUGUGCAAACAUGGUUGCCGAUUUUUGCCUUUUCGCUUUUAGCAUAUAUAAUUAUAUGUGAUAAUGUGAUACUGAUACAAUAAAUUACAAUUUCCAUUUUGUGUAUAACACAAAGUUGCUGACUUACCUUUUUUGUCAUGUUAUAAUUAUUAAUUAUUAUUUCGUCUUAAUUUGUAUUGAGUUUAAAAUAAACUGUAUGCUUGAAUUGUUUUUAUUUAUUAUAAAUAACAUGAUGACAUAACAGGAAAAUUCAAAAAUACCCUCAAAAGAUAAUAUAAAUUAUAAUAAUGUAAAUAGGUAACCUGCUAAAUGUAUAUAUAUAUAUAUAUAUAUAUAUAUAUAAUAAUAUUAUUCAAUAAAUGUGAUAAUAUACUAUAUUUUAUUAGAGUUUCGAGUUCAUUGUUGAAAUUCCGAAAAUCUCAUCUGCCACCAGCAACUUUGCAAAAAUUGCGUACAUUAUUUAACACAAUUAAAGAUUUCAAAGAUCAAAAAGGUCGUUUAUUAUCCAUUAUCUUUAUGAAACUACCAUCAAAAAUUGAAUAUCCAGACUAUUAUGAAGUGAUAAAAAAACCUAUUAAUUUAGAAGUAAUAUCACAAAAACUGAAAAAUAAUUUAUAUGAAAGCCUUGAUGAUUUAGCUGCGGAUUAUGUUUUAAUGUUUGAUAAUGCUUGUAAAUACAAUGAGCCUGAUUCUCAAAUUUAUAAAGAUGCAUUGACAUUGCAAAGACUCACUUUGCAAACAAAAUUACAACUUAGAGCUGAUGAAGAUAGUACACCUGAUGUUCAAAGUGCAGUUCAAGAAUUAUUAACUUCAUUAUUUACCAAUGUUUAUAAUCAUCAAGAUGAAGAAGGACGUUGUUUUUCAGAUUCUAUGGCAGAAUUACCUGAACAUGAUGAUGUUGAUGGAAAUAAGUAUAUAUAACUUAAUUUUUAAUUGAAAAAUAAGAUAGUUAAAUUUAUGUUAUCUUUAGGGUAAGAGGCCUAUCUUUAGAUUUGAUUAAACGGAGAUUAGAUAGUAACCAGUACAAACGAUUAGACACUUUCCAAGAUGAUUUAUUUGCUUGUUUGGAACGAGCGCGCCAGCUUUCACGUACAGAUUCACAAGUAUUUGAAGAUUCUAUUGAAUUGCAGUCGUAUUUUAUUAGACAAAGGUUUGUAUUUUAAUCUCCCACUCAGUAAACGUUAAAAAUAAAUAUAUUAAAUGUAUAUUAUAUUCGUGUGAUUUAAAAUGAAGCUAAAACCUUGAAUACCAUUAAAUAUAAUGUUUAUUUUAAUUUUAUUUAUAUUAUAUUUUGAUGAUGAUCUUUUGCUAGAAUUGGUCAAAAGAUAUCUAUGUCCAAUGAUACCAAUGCUUUAUUUUUAUGAAAAUUAUUAAAUAUUAAAUUGUUAUUUUUACAUUAGCUCUCAAAAGGUUUAUGCUAAAAAAAAAUUGUAAUUAUUAAUUUUAUAAUAGUAAUACAGCUGUAAAUAAAUUUUGAAUCUAGAGAUGAAGUAUGUCGUAAUGGAGAUUUGUUGAAUUCGCCUGCUUUAAACUAUUCUUUGUUGGAUUUAUCGUUAUCAGUAAAUGAUAUGAGAGAAAGAAAAAUGGCUGAAGAAUCCAUAAGUGGUAAUCCAGAAGAAGAUGAAAUUAAAACUGAAGAUAGUAUUCAAGAAGUAUGUUUUUUAAUUAAAUAAAAAUAAUAUUAAUUAAUAACAUUAAAUUUGACUUGUUAAAUUUUAGGAACAAGAAGAUAAUUCGGCACCUGUAAUUGCUGGCACUGUAGAUGAUUCUGUCUGUGUAAAUCAACUAGUUUAUAGAGUUGGUGAUUUUGUUUAUGUAGAACCAAAUGAACGUGGUCAAGAACUGAUGAUAUUAAAUAUCCAACGAUUAUGGACUAAUCAAGAAUCUCAAAAAAUGUUAUACGGAAAUCAUUUUUAUAGACCUAGUGAAACGUAUCAUUCAUCUACUCGAAAAUUUUUAGAAAAAGUAAGUAUUAAUUUAUUUAAAUGAUUGAAUUUUAUUUGUAAUUUUAUUUGACUAUUUUCUAGGAGGUCUUUAAGUCUGAUUCAUUUAUUUCUAUACCAGUUAGUCAAAUUAAAGGUCGAUGUGCUGUUGUAAGUGUUAAAGAUUAUUUCCGCUAUCAACCUAUAGGGUUUGACGAGAAAGAUGUGUAUGUUUGUGAAUCUAGAUAUACGUUUAAAAGUAGAAGUUUCAAAAAAAUUAAGGUAAACAUUAUCCUGUUCUAAUGUAGUUAUAAUUUUAAAUAUUUUAUCUUAAACAUUGAGUUCUUGUAGAACUGGGCCUCAACUUUAACAGCUACGUGGAAAUUAGUUGAAAGAGAAGAGCCUUUGGAUCCUAAACGAGUAAUGUCAAUAUUUCGCGCCCGGAUGGAAAAACAUAAAGAAGAAAUAGCUGAACUUGAAGAAAAUGAAAAAAUAAUUGAAAAAGAAAAACCAGUUAGUACUUUUAUUUUUAUUUUAUUGUUAAACAAAAAACAAAAAUUAAAUUGUACAUAUCUUUCUGUUCUCAUCUAACUUUUAGGGUGCUUAAGAUAUCUAACCCCCAUACUUUUUCUGAUUAUAUUUAUAAGACGUUUAGUUAAAAAAAUUUUUGCUAUUAAACUAAAAUAAUACUAUAGGUAUAGAGUUUUUAUUGGUGACCCAUGAAAACCAUUAAAUUAUUUUUUUUUUGCAAAAACCAGGAAUUAAUAAAAAAAAUGUUAAAAAGUAUAAAAAUAAAUGUAUAAUUCUUUUUUAAGACUACAAAAAAAAAAUUGUUUAAUAUAAAUUUUGGCGUCAGGCUCUUCUCAGGCCUCCCUCUAUUUGUCUAUCUAUUUUCAAAAAUUAAGAUUUUUUUAUAUUAUAGAUAAUACUUUAUUAUACUGGUCGUGUACAUUUAUGCCAACACUUCUUUUUAAGGUAUAAAUUAAAUUAUUAUUUCUUGUAAAUAGUUUUUCUUUUUAUUAUGUAGAAUGUGAUAAUACCAAAUCCUCCAGGGGUUAUUGAUGAUGGCAGUGUUUAUUAUGAACAGUACAAUGCUCCAAUUGGUGUGCUCAAACCUGGGGAUUUUGUUUAUCUAAAAAAUGAUGGACAAACUCGUAUAAUUCAAAUUGAUAAAAUUUGGAUUAACAAGCAGUAAGUAACCCUAUUUGACAUUAAUAACUUAAAUUCUUUUUAGUAUUUAAAUACUGAAAUAAUUGAUUUAUAGUUCUAAAAAACUUUUUUCCUAACUAAAUUUUACAUGCGAAAGAAUUAUUACAUAAAAUAGGUAGAAUCACUUAAUCAUUCUGAGUUAUAAAAUAUAUUAAUUAGUUUUUACUAUAUAAUAUUUUUCUUACACAAGUCAUAUUCUAAAAUUACUCACCGUACCACGACAAUUUUUAAACUUUUCUUACCUUGAUAUUAAAGGGAAAAUGCUAGAUACACAUUUUAUAAUAAAUUUAGUUAUUCAAUUUUAAAAAAUUUUCAAAAUCAACAUCAGUAAAAGCAAUUAUUUAUGUAAUGAUGUAAUUCAAAGAAAAAUGCGUCCAAUUAAUUUAAACAUCAGUCUACUAGACCAGUCUUUUUCAACCUGGGGUCCAUUGAAAAAUUGUUGUAUUUGAUAUUUGCGUCAUUGUAAUUGAAAAUUGGUUCUUCAUUAUACAUAGGUAUAAUAUGAAUAUAAUAUGGAUAUGUCAUUAAGUUGUGGCAUGUGUACGCUGGAUUUUAUCUAAUUUGAUGUGCCUAUAACAAAUAUUUCAAAUAUUACAAUAUUUCCAAAUUUUUUUUUUUAUUUAUUUCAUAAAUUCUUGUCUAUCUUAAGUGAAAAUAUUUGACGAGUUGACAUUGGGGGUCCAUAAAGCAGUAGUAAGAAGUCAAGGGAUACAUGAUUAAAGGUUUAGAAACACUGUUCUAGACUGGUAGUCUUUAUAAUUGUUGUAUAAGGGUAAAUUUUAGGAUCAAAUCAUGUAAUUAGUUUCUAUGUUAAUUUGAUGUAUAUUUGCUCUAUUUGUGUAUUGUUAUACCUUUUAUUACUAUAUAUACUAUACAUAAAUUAUAUAUAUAUUUUACCAGCAAUAUUGAUAAUUUAGGUAUUUUGCAUAAUAUAUAUUCCUGGUUUUAGGCAAUAUGAAAAAAAUUUAUAAUAAGCAAUAUUAUUUCAAAUAUUGCCUAGGUAUUUUAUAAAAUACCAAAUUUGUCUUAGGCAAAUUAAAAAAAAUCAAUUUAGCAAAUGCUAGGUACUUAAUAUUUCUUAUUUAUUAUUUUUAAUUAUAAUUUAAAUUAUGGCGUAACAAUUUCAUUAUUUUACAUUUUUAUGGCUAAUGUUUUUCUAUCAUAAAUAUUGCUCCAAAAGAUAGACUACAAAAAACAUUCUAUGUAAGAUGUUCAAUGCUGAUAAAAAAAAAAAUUUCAUAUGACAUUGAACAAAAUUUAAAAUCUUUGCCCAUUAACCAAUAAUCAAGAAUUACCAUUUUGUGUAUUAUUUCAUGUUUGUUUUUUUAUUAAUAAUAUAUAGGUACCUCAAUAUCUAUUAUAUUACCUAAUUUUCUUUGGACAUUAUACAUAAUACCUAGUGAUUAUAAUAAUUGUACAUAAUUCCUGGUGUUUUUUUGGCAUUAUGAAUAAUACUGAAUUAUCAAUAUAUUAUUCCCGGUAACAUAUAUACUAUUAUACUAUUCAUAUUAUAUUAUUAUUGUACCUGAAAUGUUUUUUAUCUUUGUAAAAUUACUGUCAGGUGUUGAAAUUUUAAUAAUAAAUAAAUAAUAUUAUAAGAUCAACUAGUUUUUAAAAAAAAAAAUACCUCUAUCGAUAAAAAAAAUGUUCAUGUAAAUAUAUAGAACAUGCUAAUAUUUUGUAAUAUUUAUGUUUUUUUAUAAUUUGAAGUUAAGGUGAUAUUUUUGAAAUAGCAUUCUUUUUCUUUUUCUCCUUAGUCUUCUUCUCAACUUCUUGGGUUGGCCAUCCUCAUCCUAAAAUUCUAUUUGACCUGAUCUUUAACAUUGUCAUUGCAUAUACUUGCUAUCUUCAUAUGAUUCUCAAUCGCAUUUAACCACCUUUUUUUCUGUCUUCCUCUUCCAUUCUUUCCUAUUACAACCUACAUCUAUUUUCAUUGCAAUUCUUAUUGCUUCUGAUUUGUCUCUCUUGCAUGACAUGCCUAAAUCAUUUCAGUUCAUUUUCUCUCAUUCUGUUUACAAUUGAAGCGACAUCUAAUCCAGAUUUAUUCCUUAUCCUAUCUUCUCUCAUCACUUCUUUCAUCCACCUAAGCAUUUUCAUAUCUGUUACAUUUGUUAUCUGUUCUAUUUUUCUGUCUACCUCCCAACAUAAUGAACCAUACAAUAUAGCUGAUCUCAUUACAAUCUAGUAGAACUUACCCUUCAAAUCUUAUUGGAAUUAUCUUGUUACAUAAACCAGCUGAUGCUUUUUUUCACUUUGUGAAAUACCACAUAUAGCAAGCAAUAUAGUAUGUAUAACUUUAUACUAAUCAUUACUAAAUCAGGUCUUGAUUAUAUCAAAUAAAAUAAAUAGGUAAUUAACUUAACAUGAUAAUCUAUGUUAAAUAUAUUAACUAUUUAUAUGAUAAUAUUGAUUGUUCAAAUUUUAUUUAUUUAAUUUUUGCUUUAUCCCAGUAUCAUAAUUUUUAAUUAUUGACAUAUUUUUAAUAUUUCAGAGGAACUGCUUACAUUUAUGGUCCUAUAAUUUUAUAUCCUACAGAUCUUUCAAAUUUUUCUGGUAGACAAUUUUUUAAACAAGAAGUUUUGUUGACUAAUAAUGAAGAAACAGUAUUAGUAUCAAAAAUCACAGGAAAAUGUUCAGUGUUAGAACAUGCAGAUUAUAUAUCAUGUAAAUUAUUAUAGCACAAAUUAAAUUAUGUUCAUCAUUAAUUUUGUUAAUUUUUUUAGGUCGUCCAGCUGAAAUAGCUGAAGAUGAUGUUUAUCUCUGUGAGUCAAUUUAUGACGAAUCUACUAAGCAAAUCAGAGAAUUACCAAAAGAUGGUUUAAAAAAAUAUACUCAUUCUUCAACUGUAAAUCAAGAUGAGUAUUAUUUCUUUAGGAGACUUAUUCAUCCAGUUAAGGUAAUUACUGUUUUACUGUUAUUAUAAAAUGAGAUAUAUAAUUUAAUUUAAUUCUAGGAUGGUGCAACUGAAGUUAAUACUCAAUCAAGUGAUAUUAAAACUGUGUAUAACCAAAAUUAUGAUUCUGUCUCAGUAAGCUCCAUCAUAAAGUUUGAAGUAAAGUUGUUUGUAUUUAAUUUUUAAAUUUAUUAUUAUAAUUACAGAAUGUUAGUUCUCCAGUAAUGCCAAAAUUAGAGCCAGCUGAUACAAUGACAGAAGAUUCAAUGGACGGAGGUCCGCCAUCUGUUAGCUCUUCUGAUCUAGGAGAACGGACUCUGAAUACUUCAACAGUUAUGUCUACACCAUCAUCAUCAAGAAAAAAAAAUCCUAAUCAUAAGAAACUAGUCACUGGUUAUAUAUUGUAUACAGGUGAUGUUCGAAAAGCCGUGGUGCAAAAUAAUCCGGAUCGUAGUUUUGGUGAAGUUAGUCGAAUAGUUGGCAAUGAAGUAAGUUAUAUUAUUUUUUGUAAUAAGUAUUAUAUUAAAAUACUAUUGUGAUAUAUUAUACUUUUAUGUUUGAGAAAACAAUUUUGUAUUUUAAUUUAAUAAAAUUGCAGUGGCGUAAUUUAUCACCAACAGAAAAAUUAGCAUAUGAGGAACGUGCAAAUAGAUUAAAUGAAGAGAAUUAUCCACAAUGGCGCCAACAACCUAUACAAGCACCACCUCCGCCAGAAGGUUCUGAUCUGAUAUGGGAGUGUGGUUGGGAUAAUUGUGAAUGGCAAUUUGAAGAUCAAUCGGAUUGUUUAGAUCAUGCUGUGGCUGAUCAAUACGGUCAUGUACAAACAUUCUUUUCAGCAAUUCCCCCUAAUGGUAUAUUUUAUACAAUAAAAAUUUAAUUUGUUUAUCAAUUUGUGAUUUAACAUCACCUAUACUGUAUAGAUGUAGAGUUCCAAUGUCAAUGGAGAGGAUGUCUUAGAGUUAAGAAGACAGGUAUUGCUCCAUUUCCAAGUUUGCACCGUUUAGUCAGACAUGUUAAAGAAGUACAUAUACUUAAAAAUCCUGGAAAACAUGUACCAUUAUCAGAGCGAAACAAGUAAAUAUAUUUAUUGAGAAGUAUUAGUACUAGUAUUAAUUUAUAAUUUUGUUAUGGUAACUAUGGGGGUUUUUGUAUUUAAUUAAAAAAUAUUCAAUCAUUUUCUAAAAAUUAUUAUUUAUGAAAAAAAAAUAAUUAAUCUAGAGAUUAGAUACAAUUUGAAAUCAAUAUAAAUAAAAUAAUACAAUUAAUAAUUCUAAAGUUUUAAAGACUAGAGACUUAACUAAAUCCCCAGUUAUAUCAAAAAUAUUACUACCACUUAGUUCCGAGUUUAUAAAAAAUAAUAUUUAUAUUUGUAGAGGGUAAAUUAUUUUGCAUAAUUAGUAGAUAAUAUUUGGAUAACAAUUAAUUUUUUUCUAUUUAUUGUUUAAAUUGAACCCUGCAUUUUUAAUUAGUAAAAAAUGCACCUAUUGUAAAAUAAAGACUUUUAUUGGUAAAAAGACUAAUUAAAAGCUAAAGACAUCACACUUCUUUUAUAAUGACAAUUUUAUUUAUUUAUUUUGAAAUACACUCAGUUGAAUGAAAAGCAUUCAGUACAGAAAAUGUAUAACAAUACAAAUAUGAAAAUGUACAUAAAUAGUGAAAAAAAUAAAAAAAAAAUAAUGUUCAGUAAAUCUAUAAGUGUUCUAGGUAUAUAACUAGAGUACAGUAUAAAAGUUGAAAAAAAAAGUUAAAAAGAGAAUAUAUUGAUUUGUAGCAUACUUUAAAAGGAUUGAAAAAUAUCAAAAUAAUUUUGAAAGUUAUUACAAGAUACUAGUGCUCUAUUGAUAGGGAAAAAAUAACCAUUAAGUGUUUAGUGCCUAGUAAUGUGAAAAGAUAGCCGGUUUCUAGAGUUAAAAGUGGGAACAGAUAAAUUAAUUUGACUAAGAGGAAAACUGUCCUCAAUAGUGCCAUUUAAGAUUUUGUAAAUAAAAAUAACUAUAUUUAAUAAAAAUAAUUUUUAUUUAAACAGAUAUUUUAUAAUAGUAGAAUUUACUUACUACAUACUUAAAAAUUUAAUUAAUUUUACAAUUCAGGCAAUUGGACACAAAAGGUAUUUUAGACAAGUUAUUUGUUUUACUAUUGUACUGACAGUUGCAAACAACUUAGAUGUGAGAAUAAUGUAAGAAAGUACAAAAUCUAUAAAGAAAAAUUCAAAAUUGUUUUAAUUCAAUUUUUGUUGGUACAUUGAAUGUAACAGUACCAUGCCAUUUAUUUUAUUAACUUGCUCAUUAGUUGAUGACAAUAUUGCUCAUUCCUGAAACCAACUCAAAGUCAUAGUAGAAAUGGUCGAUAUUUCUGGGUAAACAUAAAAUCUAUAAUUUAAAUCAGCAGAAGUUUCAUUACUAUGAACUAAAUAUACUUUUUUAGCAUUUGCAGUGUUGCAUCCUAUAUUAGAUCUUUGUUUAGGCAUGACUAAAAUGCAAACAAUUUUUAUAGACAGUUUACAGUUUUAUUGCAUAAUACGGCACAUAAAUCUUUAUAAUUAUUUUUAUUAAUAUUAUUACCAUACAUAUGUUUUAACCAAUUUUUUUUCAUUGUUAUUAAAGUAAUCCAAAUAAAUAAAUAAAUAAUAGUAAUGAAUAAUUAACAAUAACACCUAAAACCAAAUUUUGGGGGAUGGUUUUUGAAAGUUAUAAACUUUCUUUGGUUAAUUGUCUAUCCAACAGUGUAACCCCCAUCAAAAUCCAUUUAGCUGUUUCGGAGUUUAUCCCAAAAAAAAAAAAAAAAACAGUGACUUCAUUUUAUACUAUAUAUUUGUAUAAUACAUGUUUUCUUUGCUAUUGUAUUUCAUGUUCUAACCUUAGAUAAUAUACUAUAGAUAGAACUAUUGUCAAAUUAUUUGAAGACAACAUAUUUUAGUGAACUGUACACAUGGUUCCAAUGCUACCAAUUAUUCAAAUUUAUCAAAUAUAAUAAUUUGUAUAUUUCCAAUAUUAGAUUAUUAAAAAUGGAUAUAAAGUUUGUUGCCCUCUCCUACUACUCUGGAAUAAAUUUUAAACUGUUAUAACCCAUAAAUGGAGUAUAUGAUUAAGUGUCAUACAUAUAAACAUUUUUAGAAAAAUAUUCUCUUUUCAAACAUACAUUUAAAAAAGAGAGUAGAAAUAUUUGAAAACCAAAAGUGUUACUCGUUUAAGUUUUAAAGAGAUGAGAUAAAAAUUGAAAAUAUUGUUAAAAUAAAGCUUAAUUAUAAUGUUUAUAAAAUAACAAUUGCUUAUUUUAUGAUAAAUAGAUGAUUCAAAAAAUUUAUUUGAAUUCUACUUUAAAACAUUUAGUUUAAUAAUUUUAAUACAAUAUAAUAAUAAGUUUAAUAGUUUAUACAUUUUAUUAUAAGAAUUAUAAAUUAUAUUCAACAAACUUAAUUUCAGAAAUUUCAUGUCGAGCACUCGCUCAGUCGUUGCAACUACUUCUGUUUUAUCAGUGACACCAGUGUCUCCACCGCCAAUUGAAAAUUCGAAUGGUCUGUUUUAGUUUGCAAUAAAUUCUGGUGGAAUUACUUUAGCAUGAUUGUUUUAAUUUGUUUUCCAAAUUAUUUUAGUAAUUUUCUAAUUUCUAAAAAUGUUGAAUGACUUCUUGGUUUUGUAAUAUUUCUAUAAUUAGUUUUUUUAGGAUUGGUUUUAGCAGUUAUUUUAAGUAUCAUUGUUUAAUAAUUUUAGUUCAUUUUAAUCUAGUUGCUCAAAGUUACAAUCAUUUUUAUUUUCUUACAGCUACUUGCUAAAAAGUGAUUUUAUUAUUUUAAACAUAAUUUAUUAAAAAUGUAGAUAUUAUUUUUAGUUUGAUUCCAGUAGUUUGCGUUAAUAUAUUAUAGUUUUUUUUUGUUUUUAAUAUACUUUGUAAAGUUCAGUAUUGUAUAUAUAUAUAUAUAUAUAUAGAUGUGCAUGUUGUGUGUUGCUUUUUAUAUUGAAUUUUGAAAUGCUUUUUAGACAAGUAGUACAUUCGACACGCUUGAAAAAAGAACAAAUUACCCCACAACAAGUACCACAACAACAGUAUACAAAUCAAUCAGGUAAAGUUUUAGGUGUUUUGGCUUUUGUAGAUAUCUUAUAUUAUUUGAUUCUUUUAAAGAUUAAGGGUGGAUAAUCCAAAAAAAAUCUGUUAUUAUCCUACUUUAUUAUUUUUAAAUUAUAAAAUAUGCAUAUUAAUUUUUUUCUAAAUAUGUAGUUGGAGGAGCUGUCAAUGUUUUAAAUCAGAUAAAUAGGAAUACACCAUCACCCAUGUCUCAAAAUGGUAAUUAUAUUUGUGAAUAGCAUAUAUUAUUUCCUUUUGUUAAACAUAUGAAACAUUGAUUAAUGUCACACUCGAUUUUAGGAUCAGCAAGUAAUAAUAGCAUAAUUAUUAAUAAACAUCCUGAGCCAUUAUUUGUAACAGUUCCACCAAAGCCUACGAGGGUAUUUCAUUCUGAAGCUUACAUCAAGUAAAAUAUAAAAAAUUUAAAUUGUCAAACAUUUUUUCUUACUACUUUUAAAUUUGUAUAGAUACAUUGAAAGUUUGAAUCUGGAGAGCAAACCUAGUUGGGAACGUCAAUUAAUGGCUACCCAAGAAAACACUAAGGGUCCAGAUGAUCCAAAUUCGCUCCCAGCUGUUCAAUGGUUGGGGAAAGGAAUUGGUAAUCAUGGAAAUGUUUUAAACGCAUUAUGGGCACUAAGAAAUUUUAUGAUGAAAGAUGCCAUGGGUCUAUCAAAAACAGAUGAAUAAGUUAUUGACCUUGGUAUAAUUAUGAGAAUUCGCUUAGUUUUAGAUGGAUAUAUUUUCUUUAAUAUUAAUUUAAUUUUUAUUCAAAAAUCCAAAUACAUCCAUUUUUUUUUUUUUUUUUUUACUAUUAUCUAAAUAUCUUUUAAAAAAAUAACUAUUAAAGAAAUUUAAUUAUAAACAAAUUAUUUAUACAUUGUGUUUUUGAUUUAAAAAUCACUAACUCUUCCUUUUCGCUCCCAAUCUCCAUAUCUGGUUGGUUCGGGUCCUUUUGGGCCAUUAAGUUCACCUGUUGUUGGAUUGCGGCCUUCAGGCCAUUCUUUAAGUGGUUCUUUUUCUUGAAAAGGAUGCUUGCCAGCUUCCAGUUCAUCCAAUUUCCCUUUAGUAAGAUGUAAUGGUUAUUACUAUGGCAGAUAUUUAUUUGCUCUUCUAAAAACCUUAAAAUACAUAUGCAAAUAUGUACUAAAAAUAACAAAAAUGCCCUUAAAAUAUGUUCUAAAUACAAAUAUAUACUAAAAAAAACAUGUUGAAAGUAAUAAAAUAAAAUAAUAAAGUAAAAACAAAGUUAUUAAAAUAAUAAAUAAAUGAAUCAAUGUGUCACCUGGAAUUUUAUGUGUAUUAUAUAACCGGUUUUGAAUUAAAAAUCCAUUAUCAGG